Messenger RNA from Protopolystoma xenopodis, 282 nucleotides. NCBI's taxonomy places the organism in Eukaryota, Metazoa, Platyhelminthes, Monogenea, Polystomatidea, Polystomatidae. The record is from the annotation of a GenBank genome assembly.
AUGGACCUCCUGGCAACUACUAUUCGUGGACACAUUCCCGAUCCUUCAGGCGUUUUUCACGCACUCUCACCUUCUUUGAUCGGGCUGCAGAAAGGUGAUAUCGCCUCGGUCUCAUCCGCACGCCAAACGGGAUUCGGACGCGGGUUUCGAAGCCGGUUGCUUUCAAACACUUUCAUGCCUCCGAUUCGCCAUUCCGCUUGGGCUUUCGGCCGAUCGGCUGUCUUGACGACUGCUCCCUUUCUUCCCGACCAAUCAGAAGGAGGAGGAGGAGGAGCUAGUUGA